This is a messenger RNA of Parascedosporium putredinis, 1554 nucleotides long. NCBI's taxonomy places the organism in Eukaryota, Fungi, Ascomycota, Sordariomycetes, Microascales, Microascaceae. The record is from the annotation of a GenBank genome assembly.
AUGCCUACCCUUGCAGACCGUCGUAUCCUUGACCUUGUCCAAGACUGGGAGAGCCCCGCUUACACGUGGCUCUACCAGUAUCCGCUGCCUAUUCCUCCCGUGAAGACACCCAAGAUGACUAUCACCAACCCGGUGACUUCGUCUCCCAUUGACUACUAUGAGUUCAAUGUGCUCCCCUUUACGCAGCAGGUCUACCCCAACAAGGCGGCGGCUGCCAUGAGAGGCUAUGAUGGAAUCUCUCCUGGCCCAACCAUCAUUGUGGAGAGGGGCCGAGAGACCGCCGUGCGGUUCAUCAAUAACUCCACCAUGGACAUCUCUGUCCAUUUGCACGGCUCCUAUUCGGAGUACUUUUACCCCAACAGCCAGUCCGCACGACUUCUCUGGUACCAUGACCAUGCCAUGGACCAUACCGCUGAAAACGCAUACUAUGGUGAAGCUGGUGCUUACAUCAUCCACGACCCUGCCGAGGAUGCCCUAGGCCUACCCUCCGGAUACGGCGUUAAUGAUAUCCCCCUCAUCCUGAGCUCCAAGCAGUACAAGAAUGACGGAUCCCUCUUCUCGCCUGCUGGAGAGACGGACAGCCUCUACGGAGAUGUCAUCCAUGUCAACGGACAGCCGUGGCCCUUCUUCAACGUCCAGCCCCGCAAGUACCGCCUCAGGUUCCUCAAUGCUGCCGUCUCUCGCUCCUUCAGGUUGUACUUUGAACGGCAGUCGGGAAGUGGAGGCAAGCUGCCCUUCAAGGUGAUUGCUUCCGACGGCGGACUGCUCUCCGGCCCCGUGUCCACCGACAACCUCUACAUCUCCAUGGCCGAGAGGUACGAGGUGGUCUUUGACUUUGCUCCUUAUAUUGGCACCAACAUCACCCUUCGCAACUAUGAAGACGUCGGCGCGGAUGACGACUACCUCCACACGAACAAGGUGAUGCGCUUUGCUGUCGGCGGCACCGCCGUCACCGACACUUCGACCGUCCCCACCACCCUCAGAACCGUCCCCUUUUCUCCCUCGACCACCGGCAUCGACCACCACUUCGAGUUUGGUCGCAGCAACGGAACCAUUGAGAGGUGGGAGCUUGAGAACAGCAGCGGCGGCUGGACGCACCCCAUCCACAUCCACCUCGUUGACUUCAGGGUCGUCAGCCGCACCAACGGCCGAGGCGUCCUCGCGUACGAGUCGCAAGGGUUGAAGGACACCGUCUGGCUCGACAAGGGCGAGACCGUCGUCGUGGAGGCCCACUACGCUCCCUGGGACGGCCUGUACAUGUUCCAUUGCCACAACCUAAUCCACGAGGACCACGAGAUGAUGGCUGCCUUCAACGUCACGGCCCUUCCCGAUUUGGGAUACCCCGAAACCGCCUUCAUCGAUCCCAUGGAGACUCGUUGGAGGGCCAAGCCCGCGGGUAUUGCCGACUUUACCCCUCAAGCCAUCACGGACUCGGUUCAGUUCAAGGCCACGCUCCAGCCCUAUAAUAAUGUUGGCGCUGUCAUGACCGAGCUGGACAACUACUGGGCGAAUCACCGCCGUAUCAAGAGGAGGGUUCUCUCGAACCGCGGAUAA